AUGACUUCUCCACAGUAUAAACACGGACUCAUUGCUAUUAAAGAACUGGAAAAUAUUUUGGACACAUGCAAACUUGAUCUUACUCCAGUCGAUGAAGUGUGGCCGAACUUGUACAUCGGAAACGUAGCAAUUGCUCAGAACAGGACCGCGUUGAAAAAGAUGGGCAUCACUCACAUCCUAAACGCUGCCCACUCCAAACAGGGCAGUCUGGGUGACCAGGAAUUCUAUGGCAGCGCGUGUGUGUAUUACGGCAUCCCGGCAGAGGACACCUCGAAGUUUGACAUGAGUGUUUACUUCAGACCUGCCUCCGACUUUAUCCACAAAGCCCUGAAAAAAAAGAACGGGAAGGUGCUGGUGCACUGCAUCAUGGGAAUGAGUCGAUCUGCGACACUGGUCCUGGCAUACCUCAUGUUGCAACACCGCCUUACUCUCAAGAAUGCUAUCCAAAAGGUCAUUCUACAAAGGGCAAUCUACCCCAACCGGAACUUCCUGUCCCAGCUCCUAGACCUGGACAGGGAUUUAUGGAGAAAACGCAGAAUCUGUCCAAUUCUCUGA
Chanos chanos (milkfish) is the source of this 555-nucleotide messenger RNA. Its product is annotated as dual specificity protein phosphatase 13. Lineage: Eukaryota; Metazoa; Chordata; Actinopteri; Gonorynchiformes; Chanidae. Bases 1 to 555 code for a protein of 184 amino acids. Gene Ontology annotation, cellular component: cytoplasm. The transcript has 3 exons. Gene Ontology annotation, molecular function: MAP kinase phosphatase activity; protein tyrosine/serine/threonine phosphatase activity. Gene Ontology annotation, biological process: protein dephosphorylation; negative regulation of MAPK cascade. The record is from RefSeq and is a predicted model, not a curated record.